GUGUUUCCGGUAUUGCUGAAUGGCUGAGUGAAACUACAAGCAAGAGCUGACAGUUUGAAACCUUUUUGCACACGGGCGUCCAUAACACGAUCAUUUCAAGCAAACAUUUAUGAUAUACAUUUGCACGUUUUUAUUUUAAGAAUAAACAGUGAGUUCUUGUUACGCCUUCUAUCAUUGCUGUCAUAAAUCAAGCAGAAGUGAAAGAUGGAAAACUUUAUUCUAUAUGAAGAGAUUGGGAGAGGAAGCAAAUCUGUUGUUUAUAAAGGAAGGAAAAAAGGAAGCAUACAUUUUGUUGCCAUCAUCUGCAGUGACAAGUCCAAGAGAGCUGAAAUAACCAACCAUGUGCGUCUUACCCAUGACAUAAAGCAUGAAAAUGUUGUUUCAUUUCAUGAGUGGUAUGAGACCAGCAAUCAUCUCUGGCUUGUGCAGGAACUCUGUACAGGGGGUUCUUUGGAGGCUGUUAUAACUCAGGAUGAGUAUCUUCAAGAAGAUGUGGUGAGGGAGUUUGGGAUUGAUUUGGUUAAAGGGUUAAAAUACAUCCAUGAACUUGGUAUCCUCUUCUGUGACCUCACUCCUGCAAAGAUACUGCUGGAUGGUCCAGGGACGCUGAAAUAUUCAAAUUUCUGCCUAUCUAAAGCAGAAGGCGAAAACUUAGAAGAAUUCUUUGCUUUGGUUGUCUCAGAGGAAGGAAGUGGGGACGGUGGAGAAAGCACACCAAGAAGAAAUCUCAAAAACCGAGUUCAAGGAUCUCCAAUGUAUGCAGCCCCUGAAACUGUAAAGGGAGCAGAUUUUUCCAUUGCCAGUGACUUUUGGUCAUUAGGUUGUGUAUUAUAUGGCAUGUUCUCAGGAAAGCCACCAUUUUUUUCAGAAAGCUUUUCCGAACUAAUUCAGUUGAUUUCGUAUGAAGAUCCUUCACCCCUGGAAUCAAAGGGUGCUACUGCUGUCAACCCUUCUGCUGAGUUUCAAAGUCUGAUAAAUGGUUUGCUUCAAAAGGAUCCUCAGAAAAGGUUGAACUGGGCAGCGUUACUCAAGCACCCGUUUUGGCAAGGAGCUUUCACUGGAGGAAAGGAAGCCACGUCUUAUGAAGACAAGAACAUCAGCUUAAGCAAUGGCAAAAGUCAGAACUUGCCAAGGUGCGGGGAGUUACCAGAGACCAUUACAGAUUUACAGAGAUCAAGAGUGGGACUGGACAGCAGCCAACUUCUCAGCAAGUCAUUUAAAUUAGGCAGUGCUUCAAGAAUAGAGAAUGUUGCUGAAUUUAGACCAAAGAGUGCCACAGAUGGUGAUGCCAGUGAAUCAAUUUUUCUUCUCAGUUCUCGUCCAACCCCAAGGACAAGCACUGCUAUGCAAAAUUCAGUACAAGAAGCAUCUAAAAUUCAGCAUGACCCCUCAUUUACCAGUGAGAGUGAUGUGAAUUCAAGAAUUCGAGAACUAAUCUACACUGACUCUGACCUCACUCUCACACCAAUCAUAGACAAUCCCAAGAUAAUGAAGCCUGCCCCUGUGAGGUUUGACUCCAAAACCCUGUGUGUUCCUCCGUAUUCAGCUGAGAAGCUGGUAUCUCUGAAAGAUCAGGAUUGGAGUGGCUUUGUGCAGCAACUGUGCUCAUCUCUGGAAUCGAGUGAAAAAAGCAGUGGGUCUCCCAGGAAUAAACUGAACCUGUUGUGCUAUCUUUGCACUGUUUCUGGUCACAAGGAGGUAGCCACAAGGUUAAUAAACUCGCAGCUGUUACCGUUGUUAACUCAGCUGCUGCGCACAGCUCCUAAUUGGGAUGUGCGUGCCAAAGUGAUCCGUGUCAUUGGUUUAUUGGCAUCCCACACAGUGGACUUGAAUGAAGAUGUGCCAGUCACAGAGGCAGUCACCGUGCUCACUGAAUUGAUAAGAGAAAACUUCAGAAACAGCAAACUCAAACAGUGCCUGUUGCCUUCACUGGGAGAACUGCUUUACCUAAUUGCAAAUCAGGAAGAGAAGAAAGAGCACCCUAGAGAAUGCUGGGCUGUUCCUUCAGCUGCCUACACCGUGCUAAUGAGGUGCCUUCGGGAAGGGGAAGAGCCAGUGGUCAAUCAUGUGGCUGCAAAAAUUGUGGAAAAUGUCUGCACUACUGUCUCCUAUCAGUCUCAAGGGUUCAUCACUGGGGAGAUUGGACCAAUGUUGUGGUACCUCUUCACACAUUCCACAGUGGACUCUUUGAGGGUCACCGCAAUUUCGGCACUGUGCAGAAUUACUCGACACUCUGCCAGUGCUUUCCAAAGUGUCAUUGACAAGGUGGGCCUGCCUGCAAUACUGAACAGCUUGGUAUCAGGAAUAAGCCGGAUUCAGCAGUAUAUGCUCACCAUGUUUACUGAAAUGCUGUCCUCUGGGGUCCAUCUGCAGAGACUGGUUCAGGAAAAGGAUUUUGUUAUCAAAAUCAUCCGAUUAUUAGAGAGUCCUGUGUCUACUAUCCGUGCAAAGGCCUUCCUUGUGCUGUUACAGGUCCUAAUGAACAACAGGGAGAUGCUACUAUUGUGUUGCAAUUCAAGGUUAGUGAUGUACAUCGAAAGAGACAGCAGAAAGGCAACGCCAGGGAAGGAACAACAAAGCAGCAAUGAAUACCUGUCAAAAUGCUUGGAUCAACUCAUCUGUCACAUUGUGCAAGAGCUGCCAGCAAUUCUAGGUGAUAUCCUUUCUGCAUUAGCAAGUGUUUCAGGACGUAAACAUCCUUCAACAGUCCAGGCUAAACAGCUGAAGCAAUGCCUUCCCGCAAUGCCUGUUGUUCUCCAUCUUUUGACUUCUCAGAUAUUUAGGCCGCAUGUGGUGACAGAAGAGUUUCUUUUUAGCUUUGGGGUAUUACUGAAUCACAUAAAAUCAAUAGACUCUAGUGAGACCAGUUUAGACAGUGCAGUAGGACAAGCAGCUUCAGAAGAACUUAUUAGGACCACCUUAUCAGCAAUUGAAGCAGUUACACAGCAUCCAGCUCUUCUGAUGCAGUAUCAUUCUACAGUUGUGGAUUCCAUCCUCCCACCCAUGGUCUGUCUUGCAUUCAGCAAAAAUGUGGAGUGGAGAAUCUACAGCUUGCGGUUGCUGUCAGAAACCACUCUGAUGUUGGUCAACCACGAAGCCAUGGAGAAGGGGGAGAGGCUGAAUUCAAAUAGCAAACUACUUACUCUCAUUAGAGAGUCCCUGCUUCCACAAUAUGAGAGGCUUCUUAUGGAACCAGACCCAAUCCCACUGUAUGCUUUAAAACUGUUGGUGGCCUUGACUGACCACAGCCCAUCUUUCACCAGGCUCAUUGAAGAAAACCAGCUUUUUCCUGUUCUCUUUCAAGUCAUUUUGGAACACCAGGACAAUGUGAUGGGUGGUACCAUGCAGAGUGCAAUAGCACUACUGAACAACUUGGUUGCCCAUAAAGAUACAAAUCUACAACUUCUCUAUAAGGAAGGACUGGUUGACCACAUCAGCAGUGUGUUCAUUGAGACAACCGCUCUGCUCUUGGAAAGCGAAGAUAAACGCAGUUUAACGAAUGGCGGCACUCCUCUGCUUUCAUUACUUGACAUUUUACAGAGUAUGCUGAGGCACACUUCCACGGUAGUGCGACUGGCUCUACAGGCUCAGAAAUCGGAUGCAGGAGGGGACACCCAGACCGCAGAAGACCUUCUGCUUAUCAAUAAACCCCUGACAGACUUAAUUAGCCUGCUUAUUCAGCUGCUACCAAAUGAUGACCCUGAGGUAUAUGAAGGUGUGAUUCAGUGCCUGUCUUUAUUAGUGCAGCUGUAUGGAGGAGGUGACAACCCUGAAUGCAUGUCCCCAGAAAACAUUCACAGCUUUGCCGAGACAUUGACAUCACAUCAAGACCCAAAGCAACAAAAGCUUCUCCUACAGAUUAUUAAGCGUUUGCAGACGCCUGUAAAUCUCCUGUUUAAGAUAAUCCAUGACAUUCCUGGCAGUAUGACAACAGAUUUUAUCUUGCAUCAGAAAAAACUCAGGACCAAAUGCACCAACAAAUGGUCUUAUUACAGAGUGCAAGACUGUGUCUGUGUACUUUCAAGCUGUAAAUCCACCCCUUGGAACCACAAUACAAUCCCUGCAACCUCCGAUGUAGAUGCCACUCCACACCAUACGUGAGUUUUUAUAGCAUUCUAAAAUGACUUCUGUCCCUAGUGAGAACAUCCCAUCUCCCAUCAUCAAGUUAUGAUUUUAAAGAUGCAAACUUCCUGUUAUCUCAGAGUGUGGCUCUGCAUACCAAUUCACCAUGCCAGUAGGGAUUCUUAAACUUACUUCUCAACUUUCUUGGCCUCCCUAUAACUAGUGUACAAAAAAAUAAACUCCCCAGGAUAGAAAAUGAUGUUUCAGAGCUGCUGCUUAUGUUGAACUCGUGAAUAAUUCAGACAAGCAACAUUGCUGUAGUGUUAGGAAAAAAACUAAUUGGGUGAGGUGUGCACAUCGAUCAGAGCAGGGUCUCUCUGCACUGAGUAAUGAUAAUUAGCCUGCAAAAAUGCCUUUGUUUUAAUACAGGGUGGUGUUGCUGUUUUCUUCAUAAUUAGAUUAAUUAACAUCUUUCUCCCCUGUAAAGUUUGUAUGUAGAGCUGGGCAAUGUUUUUCCAAUCAGUUAAAUGUACUCAGUUAAACUAUAUCAGUUGUACUGAAUAUAUUUAAAUAUUUCUACAUCUACCGGUUAUUAUUCUCUUUGUUAUAUCCACUUCUAUAUAGUGUUUUCUGCAGUAUCUGCAGCAUCAACUUUAUACAGCUCUCCCUGUCACUAUCUGCAGUAUCUUAGUUACAUACAAGCUUAUCUUUGUAUCCACCUAUCAGCUCAUCGAUGUAGUAUCCAAACUAUGUUAGAAAACUGCAUUGUUCCACAAGUUAAAUUUUACACCAAAAUAUAUUUUGUGUCUGUUUACUUCUUGCUCACUUCAUGGCAUAACUGAUUUUGUCAAUGACAAAAGAAUAAAAAUGUGUUUGCGCAGCUGUAAGUUUUGCACACAUCAUUAGUUUAUUUUUCUUUUUUUUAGCUUUUCUUGGUAUCAUUGUCCCUUAAUGGGGAUGGGACCAUUUAACCUUGCAGGCACUGUCUUUCAAGCUCAUAAAUUAUGAAUAGUUCCCAAGCUAUGUAUCACAUCUCAAGUUAUUUUAUAUAUCGAUGUGUAUUUCCCUAGAAAGCUGCACUUCUAUCAGGAGUAGCUGUAUGUAUUGUCAUUAGAACAAGUUUGAAAAUUAAUUCCUUAACCAUUUUUCACAUAAAGACAUUUAAUGCUGUUUCUUGCAUCCAACUCUGCCCCCUAUGCCAUAAUAGCUACAUAUUUAAUUCCCUCCGUCUCAAGUGGAUAUUCUGCUUAAAAUUGUUCUCUUUAUUGCAUAUUUUGUCCGAACCUUAACUAAAGCUGCAUUUGUCAAACGGGAGGGUGCAUAUAGAUAUCAUCACCAGAAUAGGUUGUCCAACUAAGUUGUCCAAUGCAUCACCUUGGGCUUUGAUUUAUUAGAAAGUGGUUUAUCUUUCUAAUUUGAAAGCCAUUAUAAAA
This is a messenger RNA of Acipenser ruthenus (sterlet), 5495 nucleotides long. It is a transcript of the gene ulk4, whose product is annotated as unc-51 like kinase 4. Gene Ontology annotation, molecular function: ATP binding; protein kinase activity. Gene Ontology annotation, biological process: protein phosphorylation. NCBI's taxonomy places the organism in Eukaryota, Metazoa, Chordata, Actinopteri, Acipenseriformes, Acipenseridae. The transcript is spliced from 36 exons. The coding region runs from base 205 to 4101 and encodes 1298 amino acids. The record is from RefSeq and is a predicted model, not a curated record.